Messenger RNA from Lates calcarifer (barramundi perch), 4494 nucleotides. RefSeq names its product RAD51-associated protein 2-like. The transcript is spliced from 6 exons. The coding region runs from base 2829 to 3689 and encodes 286 amino acids. Lineage: Eukaryota; Metazoa; Chordata; Actinopteri; Centropomidae. The record is from RefSeq and is a predicted model, not a curated record.
AUAAGCGCUAGAAAUUGCGUACUCCAUCUUUUUAAUUUGUCAAAGACACAAAUUCUCAUAAUGUUUAAGUUAGCUAGACCACUAACAUAGUGGGAAUCUAUUUGCCUUGUUCAACAGCCGCAGUAGUUUCGCGCCACAGAGAGGCUGACAGGAAAAGUACUGUACCACCAGCUAACCAGCUAAUUUAACCUAAGUUACCUAUGGUAUGUUGGGUUUAACACUUUGCUAACGAAUUUAUACGGUUGGCAGUGAGGUUACCUCCAUGUGUUUUGAGCUGCAGGUUUAGUGUAAGUUUAGUAGGUAACAGAAAAUGGAUAAACUCACACAUGAAGAUUUCAGUUCACAAACAGAGCAAGAGUUUACUUCACCACUCUCCCCAAAGCGUCUAAGGAUGGAUUGUCUGAUGGCAAACAACCACAGUGGGAAAAGGAGGUUUGACUUUCCUGAGCUCUUGACAUUUAAGGAAACCACUUUCUCCCCAUCAUCAAAAAACACCCUGCAGAAAAAUGUGGUACGAAAAUGUGCAGCAGAAAGUAGGGAUGUUCGAGGUGGAAAACUUCAUGAGCAAUCACAAGACACUAAAUUAACUGCCACUCCUAUUACCGAGGCCUCACACACUGACAGUGCACACACAGGGCUGUCUAAAGUCUGCUCUAUCAUUCCUGAGAGACACCUCCUACAUCCGGGGAAAGAUGAGCAGCCUCCUCUUAGUGAAACUGACAAGCUCAGCUCAUACCCACCAGAUGAUGCAGGUGGGGCAUUAACAGAGCCUCACACUUCAGAAGAUGCCAGCACUGACAUGUCCGGUCAUCCUGAUUGCAAACGGCUGGGGAAAUCACUUGAAGACAAGCCCCAUGGUGGUUGUUGGCUUCCCACUGGAAAUGAGGAGGAUGGGAGACAGGUGCAAAAUAAUGUCAGUCAAAUCCAAGCGUUCACCCUCAGUUCAAGUGAUGAAGAGGUCAGAUGUCGGUCUGAUUGCACUCAUGAGGAUGCUCUACGUGUCGCAGGUUUCUGUGAUUCAUGGAGCCAAUCUGCUGAAGUUGAAGCGAGUAAUCAGAGGAAGAACAAACUUGGAUUUGGGGAGAAUAUUCUUUUCAGCAAGGACAAGGAAGAGGGUAACAGUCACAUAGCUCCCAGUGAUUAUGCAGACUCUAAAUCAUUUUACUCAAACCCUGAAGAGGACCCCUCUGGGAACUUGACAGAAAGUGUAGAAAAAGAGGAAAAAAUAACAGAAAUGCAGAUUUGUGAAAAUGGAAAUGUUGCUGUGGGUGAUGGGGAAGCAAGAGGCCACAUUAAUGAAAACGGCAUGGACAAAAACUUGAUCCCUUCUGUUGCUGAGUGUGCUGAAGGAUCAGCAGCCUCUUAUGAUGUGGUAUUAUCCAGAAAUAUUGCAGCUGAGAAUGUGAGUGUUGAAGUUGAUGACUUCUGUGGGGCAAAAGGAGAGCAUGCCACUGGCAAGAUGAUAGCCAAUGCUUGGAGUGAGACAGCUGAUCACACAACAGAGACUCUAAUGCCUGCAAGAAUCAGUCAAGAGCGCGCUGAAGGAGAUAAUGAUCCAGGCCCUUUCAGUGUAAUUGACCCUGCAAUCUGGAGUGAAACUGACAGGGAGGCUGAGGAGAAACGCUGUAACUCAGAGAGUACUGCAGGUGUAGCAUUAUCUCCAUCAGUAAAAGUCUGCGAGACAGAGACGCCUCCUCUGCUGUGUUCUGACGUCAGGUCAUCACAGGAGGUUUCAGCUCCGGGCCAGACCAGGCAGAGUAAUCACCAAAGCGCAACACAGCAGUGCAAAGAAGAAAAAGAGGACUCAUGUCAAUCAUACACAGAACCACAGGCUUGUUCCAUCCCCAGCAACGAAUCACACUGCAUGACUGGCAAUGAAAGCAGCUGUCAUUGGAAAUCCAAUCCCAGCAGCAGUCCACACUGGCCCGCAAAGCCUCCUCCUACUGGGGAUGGAGGACAUGAAAGUCCCAGUUCUGUGAGACAUCAGUUGAAAGAGCAGGAUCAGUCCAACUGUUUUCCUGUCAGUCUGGAGGUUGAAUAUUCACAGGCUAAAAUUGUCAGAAUGGACAGUAUAAAUGCCAUAAAAGAAAGACAAGAUAUGAUAAGUUUGGUAGAGCAAAUAAUAACUGAUAAACGUUGGAACUUAAAGGCAGCAGUUGAGUCAGAGGAAGAACCUCUGCAACAAAAUGAAAAACACAAACAAAACAGAAACAAAAUAUCACCUGGGGAUUACAUCAGUGACUGGACAGAGGGAGAAAUGAGUGAAUAUGACUUCAGAUUAACAUUAAUCAAAGAUCUAGCUGAAGAAAAGCAAAGAGAAGAAGUUAAAACUGGUGGGCAAAGACAUUCAGAGAUAUUGGUGAAAGCAGAGGAUAAUCUGCAGCCACAAAAUGAGCACAAAACAGACAUGACUCAAGUGUCACAUGUUGAAUGUAUCAGUGAAUUGACAGAGGACAACAUGAGUAAGCUCAGUUGUUCCCCUGAUUACCAAAAUGGAGCUGAGACAUUAAUGGUGGAAAAUAAAGAUGACCUUUUAGUCUUCCCCUCUCCGCCAACAAGUGAUGCAGUUGUGCCAUGCCAGCAGGAUUUAAGCCAUUCGCAAAAUGCUACCAACAACCCCACAGCCCUAAACUGUAAUGACAGAAUUCCCUCCUGCCAUCUGCCUACACUUUCUAUGACCAGGUGCUGGGGGGUUUGACACUUUUGAAAAGAUCCAGCUCUCACCAGAUGAUGAUGAUGAUGAUGCUGCCAGCCUGAGCAACAGCCCCCUCCUCACCAGCUUGCCCGGGCAGCCGUUGAAAACAUUAGAGCAACAACUUUCCCACUCCAUGCCAGGGGCAGAGAGUGACAAGCACAAGCAUGAGGAGAUACUAGGAGAAAAGCAGGAGGAGGAGGUGGUGGAAAGAUUUGAGAGUCACAUUGAGAACAUGGCAAAUGAAUUUUUAAGCUGUGAUUCCACUUGUAAUGAACUCCCAAACUUCAUCUCAGAAGCAGAUAUUAUUGCUCUCGGAUGGCCAGAGGAACAGCCUAACUCUGAAAUCUGUGAAUCCUGUGAGCACAUCCAGGAUGAAUCAAACCCUCAGUCAGUUUCCUCCACUGUUUCCACUGAGAGUGACAGUCCAUCUGCUGUGAACUACUACCUCGAGUUUGAGAUGAAAAAACAAUUUGACCUGGUCUUGAAAGAACUGAACUUGUUUUUUGACAUCAGUAUCACUGAUGUAGCAAGUGACAGCCGAGCAUCAUCACCAGAGCAGUGUAAUGAUAUGACUGAAGCCUUGGAGGGCGACACCUCUGUCUGCAAAGACCAUCUCAGCAGCCCAGAACUGGGACGCCACAGAGACACGUCAUCAGAUGAUGCUGAUGAAGACUCCAGCCUGUGUGGAGGUGAUCCAGUGGUCUGCCGUACCACUGGCAGCUGUGACGGCGAGCAAGAGGUGCCGCUCGGCAGCCACAUGUGCCAGGAAACAUCUGUGUACACUGCAGAGAAACACAGAGAGCCUCAGGAGAGGAGGAGGAAAAUGUGGUCUCCGUCCUUUGUAUGUCCACCAUUCUUGGAUCAGCAGAGCCUCAGACCACCAGAGCAGCCCAAGAGACUGCAGCCUCUGAGAACAUGCACACGACCGAUCCGGGUUGGACUUUCAAAGAGAGCCAAGACCAAACACCUACACCAUCCCCACCCCUACAGAUGAACAUUGGAAAAUGCAACCAAGGUAGUGUGUGCAUGAAUGUUAAUGAAGCUCUGAAAAGGCUCCUUUGUUGCCACAUUCAACAGCUUCAAUGUUAUUUUCUGAUUUACAGGAUAUUGUUCAUGUGCCUCCACUCUCUCUCAGUUUUUGUCAGUGGUUCUGGUUCCUGUACAUUUUAACUGCAAUUUCAUGUAGGGAAGGUUGACAGCACAAAAUGUCCUGUUUCCCAUGUACACAUACACAUGCACCCUCCCAUUUAAUCCCAGUUUAUUGCUGUUUUCCCACUGAGCAGCUCAGCUGCAGCAGUUGCACAGUAAGUGCCUUGCCCAAGGACACCUUGACAGCAUUUGUUGAUGAAAGAAAACCUGCUUGCUCUCUACAGUUCUCCAACUGGAAUAAUUUGCUGAUUUUAAACCUUUUUCCCAAUAUUAAUUUAUUAAUGUAUUUAUUAAUUUAUUUGUUAGCAUGUCUCCAUCCCUAAUCUAUUCUUGUUGUAUUGGGUUAUAUACUAUUUAUAUGUUUAUAUGUGCUACUAUUUACAUAUUUUGCACACUACAAUUCAUUACAGUUAAAUUCAGCUUUGUUACAUGUUAUUGGUCCUCAUGUGUCUUAUUGUGGGUGUACUGAUACAAUAUUGUUCUUGUUCCUGUAAUGUGUGGGCGCAUUCAGUCAUGGUAAAUGAGUAUGUGCUGUUACUGUACUGUACUCACAUGUAGUGGAUGCAACAUAUCCUUCAGCAUUUCUGUGGGAGGUUAGAUGGAGUUGAAUUUCAAAAUGGCCUGUUUGCCUCAAGAAUUAAAUAACAUAA